UCUACUAGAACUCGGCACAGGCAUAUUGUUGGGCAGCUACGGGUCCUUCUUCCUUUUCCUCGUCCCUGAGCGAGCCGACGCCAAGAUGAAUGACACUGUCACUGUCAGGACCAGAAAGUUUAUGACAAACCGGCUGCUUCAGAGGAAGCAAAUGGUUUGUGAUGUCCUGCAUCCAGGCAGAGCAACAGUCCCAAAGACUGAGAUCAGGGAAAAACUAGCAAAAAUGUACAAAACCACCCCAGAUGUGGUGUUCGUCUUCGGCUUCAAAACUCAGUUUGGCGGUGGCAAGACGACAGGGUUUGCCAUGGUUUACGACUCGCUGGACUACGCCAAGAAAAAUGAGCCCAAAUACAGGCUGCAGAGGCAUGGUCUGUAUGAAAGGAAAAAGACAUCCAGAAAACAGCGCAAGGAACGCAAGAACAGAAUGAAGAAAGUUAGGGGAAUCAAGAAAGCCUCUGUUGGUGCUUCUGGAAAGAAGAAGUGAGAGAAAUGAGGUUUCAGGAGAAGGUAGAGAGGAAAUCGGCAUGGUGUGCUGAUGUGAUCCACUUUUACCGUUUACUAAAAGAAGUGCUUUGCAUGUUAAACCCCAAUGCUUUGCCCUACUUGCAGAUAUUUGCAAAGAAACUUGUAUUUCUAACUUGGAUGAAAUAUCAGCUUUCUUGUGUAGAACUUCUAUUGUUCCAUUUAAUAUUCCAUUAUAAACCAGUAUUAAUUUUUAGCAUGCUGUGUGGUUAGCAUUCACUUGUUUGAGAUGAACUGGCCACUAUACUGCUUGUCUCCAAUAGUCACAGUCCCCACUGGAAUAUUCAGAACAGUCGGUUCCUUACCCUGUUAAGUUUAUUGAAGUGAGCGUUUGAGAUAUAAAAUAAAGUUGUGUAGGUAGAUGCGUAGGUGUGUGUAAUAGUUCUCCUGUAGUUUCAUAUGCUGUGAUGUGUAAUGUAAUUCUCACAAAUUCUCCUUUGUUUGCUCUUACAGUAAGACCUUCAGGGAAGACCAUCAUCCUGAAAAUGUUCUUGUACGUCGUCAACGAAUAAAUUCUUUAAAAAAUGGAUAAA
Molecule: messenger RNA, 1055 nt
Organism: Triplophysa dalaica
Lineage: Eukaryota; Metazoa; Chordata; Actinopteri; Cypriniformes; Nemacheilidae
Gene: rps24
Product: ribosomal protein S24
Exons: 5
Coding region: 86-484 (132 amino acids)
Biological process (GO): translation
Cellular component (GO): ribosome
Molecular function (GO): structural constituent of ribosome
Source: RefSeq, a predicted model, not a curated record